Molecule: messenger RNA, 1359 nt
Organism: Pseudomassariella vexata
Lineage: Eukaryota; Fungi; Ascomycota; Sordariomycetes; Amphisphaeriales; Pseudomassariaceae
Exons: 2
Coding region: 1-1359 (452 amino acids)
Biological process (GO): secondary metabolite biosynthetic process
Molecular function (GO): FAD binding
Source: RefSeq, a predicted model, not a curated record
AUGGCGACCCAAACUCAACAGAACAAACAACCACCACUCCAAGUUGCCAUCAUUGGAGCCGGCAUAGGUGGGCUCGCGCUCGCCGUUGGUCUCCUUCACCAAGGCGUGCCUUUCACUCUCUACGAAGCCGCAAAAUGCUUCAGCACCGUCGGCGCCGGUGUUGGUCUCGGACCCAACGCGCUCCGUGCCAUGGAAGAGAUCCAGCCUGGAUUCAGGAAGCUCUACGGUUCCAUAUCAAGUGGUAAUGUGACGCCAGGGAAAGACCACGCUAUGAUGGACGCCCUGCUCGUCGAGGAAGGCUUUGGAGAGAAACGUGGGUGGAAACCCGUGUCAUACGGAGCAGCUUGUUAUGAGAGGACGUCGGCACACCGGAAGGAUCUGUUGGACAUUAUCACCGGGUCCAUUCCGAAGGAGAAUUUGAGGUUCGGGAAGAGGGUGACGACCCUGUCUCAGACGGACAGAGGUGUAGUAAUUGCAUUUGAAGAUGGCGAGUUUGCUGAGGCGAGCUGCGCCGUCGGUUCGGACGGAGUAAAAGGCAUGUCUCGAGGGGUGGUCCUCGGAGAGAGGUGGCCAGAGUUGGUGAACGCAACAUAUACGGGGAGAUAUGUCUACAGGGCAGUGAUUCCCAUGCAAAAAGCCAUGAAGAUCAUGAGCAAGGACCUGGAUGGCCAUGAGAGGGCAGGGGAUGCCAAAAUGUUCAUGGGCGAUCAGUGCAUCAUCGUCACGUUCCCAAUAUCAAAAGGGAAAGAGUGCAACAUGGUGUGUUUCAAGAUGGACGACAAGCCUUGGAUGUAUCACGAGUGGACGAAGCCCGUGACAAAGGAUUUGAUGCUUAGUGACAUCUCAGAAUUAGGCGUGGACAGAAGGCUUGUCAAGCUGCUCGAAUUUGCCAAUCCAGUACAAUGGGCACUGCACGAUCACCUCGCCACACCAACCUACUUCAGUGGCCGAGUCUGCCUUCUUGGCGACUCGGCUCACGCAACACUCCCUCACCAAGCUGCCGGCGCUGGGCAAUGCAUAGAGGAUGCACUCGUUCUGUCUCGUCUACUCGGUCUAGUGUCAUCUCCAAAUCAACUCGAGACGGCUUUCUCUGUUUACGAUGGCAUUCGUCGACCACGAGCCCAGCGUGUAGUGCGGACGAGCCGCGAGGCCGGGGACAUCUGCGCACUAAAAGCCCCUGGUAUUGGGGACGACAUGGAUAAGAUUGUUGCGAAUCAGUGUCAACGAUAUCUGUGGAUCUGGGAGCAUGAUUUGUUGGACGACGUGGUCCGAGCCGAAUCGGAGUUUAGGUCGCGAACGGGGAAAGAGACCCCGGGACAGCAGCCUACGGGAAGCCUGGUGCUUGCGGUUGCAGUCUGA